CGGGGGCGCCCGAGAACACUUGACCCUGAGCGGACACAGACAGCCAGACAUCCGGGCUGUGUAGUGGAAGAUGGCGACACUACUCCUCCAGACUGAUUGGAUCAAAAACUGGGAAAAAUCUGGAAAACACGAGUUUGUGCAGCUGUGUAAGGAUCUCUCAGAGAAACCAAGCCAUGGCUGUGAGGUUAGAGACAUGCAGACGGCCCUAUAUGAGCUGUGCUGGCAGGGGGUUCAGGGUCACCUCAAGCUGGACCUAGCUGCUUCUGUCCUUGGAGACAUGAUGGAACUCCGAGAGGACAUGGCCUCCAUACUGGCAGACGUCUUCAGCAUACUGGAUAUUGAGACGAGUGCCAUGGAAGAGAAACACAGACGGGAGAACUACACCCAGCUGGUCGGAGCCUGUCUGAUGUUCGUGCCAGAGGUGAUUCUGAAGGAGCGUCUGGACCCAGACACGCUGGAGUCCCUGGGCCUCAUAAAGCAGGCCCACCAGUUCAACCAGAAGAUCGUCAAAAUCAAGACCAAGCUAUUCUACAAGCAGCAGAAGUUCAACCUGCUGCGAGAGGAGAACGAGGGAUACGCUAAGCUGAUCUCAGAGCUGGGUCAGGACCUGUCUGGGAACAUCACCAGCCACGUAGUGCUGGAGAGCAUCAAGUCACUCAUAGGCUGUUUCAACCUGGACCCCAACCGCGUGCUCGACAUCAUCCUGGAGGUGUACGAGGGCCGCUCGGACCAGGACCACUUCUUCCUCUCCCUCAUCAAGUCCUACAUGUGUGAACCACUCACCCUCUGCCACAUGCUGGGCUUCAAGUUCAAGUUCUACCAGGAGCCUAAUGAGGAAACCCCCAGGUCUCUGUACCACAUCGCUGCUGCUCUGCUCCACCACAACCUGGUAGAGCUGGAGGACCUCUACGUACACCUCCUGCCACAAGAUGUCAGUAUAGUGGAGGAACACAAGAAGGAGAUCCAGGAGGCCAAGCAGAUCGCACGCAAGCUGGUGAUGGUGGUGGUGCCCUCGGAGAAGAGCGAGGACAAGGACAAGGAGAAGGAGGAGGAGAAGAACGACAAGCCUCCAGACAACCAGAAGCUGGGUCUCCUGGAGGCGCUGCUCCGCAUCGGGGACUGGCAUCACGCCCAGAGCAUCAUGGACCAGAUGCCCUCCUUCUACGCCACCUCGCACAAGGCCAUCGCCCUGGCCCUCUGCCAGCUGGUGCACCUCACCGUGGACCCCCUCUACCGCAGGGCCGCUGUUCCCAAGGGGGCCAAGGGGCGCGUGUUGAGGCCCCUGAGAAGCCGCCGGACCCCCCGGCCGGCCGAGAGCUUCGAGGACCUGCGGCAGGACACCUUCAGCAUGCUCUGCUACCUGGGCCCCCACCUGUCCCACGACCCCAUCCUCUUCGCCAAGGUGGUCCGCCUGGGAAAGGCCUUCAUGAAAGAGUACCUGGCUGAGAACAGGGCUGAGUUCAAAGACAAGAUGGAGACGCUGCUGAGCUGCUUCCUGAGCAUCGCGGACCAGGUGCUCCUCCCCUCCCUCUCCCUGCUGGAGUGCAACGCCUGCCUGUCUGAAGAGGUCUGGGGGCUCUUCAAGCUGUUCCCCUACCAGCACAGGUACCGGCUGUACGGUCAGUGGAAGAACGAGACGUACUCCAGCCAUCCUCUGCUGGUCAAGGUGAAGGCCCAGACCAUCGACCGGGCCAAGUACAUCAUGAAGCGGUUGACCAAGGAGAACGUGAAGCCGUCGGGGAGGCAGAUCGGCAAGCUCAGCCAUAGCAACCCCACCAUCCUCUUCGACUACAUCCUGUCCCAGAUCCAGUGGUACGAUAACCUAAUCGGGCCUGUGGUGGACUCUCUGAAGUACCUCACGUCCCUGAACUACGACCUGCUGGCCUAUUGCAUCAUCGAGGCUCUGGCCAAUCCGGAGAAGGAGAAGAUGAAACACGACGACACCACCAUCUCCUCCUGGCUGCAGAGUCUGGCCAGUCUGUGUGGAGCGGUGUUCAGGAAGUACCCCAUCGAGCUGGCCGGCCUGCUGCAGUAUGUGACCAAUCAGCUGAAGGCAGGGAAGAGCUUUGACCUGCUGAUCCUGAAGGAGGUGGUGCAGAAGAUGGCCGGCAUCGAGAUCACGGACGAGAUGACGUCGGAGCAGCUGGAGGCAAUGACCGGGGGAGAACAGCUCAAAGCAGAGGGGGGGUACUUCGGUCAGAUCCGUAACACUAAGAAGUCGUCCCAGCGGCUGAAGGACGCGCUGCUGGACCACGAGCUGGCCCUGCCCCUCUGCCUUCUCAUGGCCCAGCAGAGGAACGGGGUGGUGUUCCUGGAGGGCGGCGAGAAGCACCUCAAGCUGGUGGGGAAGCUCUACGACCAGUGCCACGACACCCUGGUCCAGUUCGGGGGCUUCCUGGCCUCCAACCUGAGCACGGAGGACUACAUCAAGAGGGUCCCCUCCAUCGACAUCCUGUGCAACAAGUUCCACACGCCCCAUGACGCGGCCUUCUUCCUGUCCCGACCCAUGUACGCCCACCAGAUCCUGUCGCGCUACGACGAGCUGAAGAAGGGGGAGAAGGGCAGCCGGCAGCAGCCCAAGGUGCACAAGUACGUGGCGGCGUGCGAGCAGGUGAUGGGCCCGGUGCACGAGGCGGUGGUGUCCCUGCACCCGCCGCGGGUCUGGGACGACCUGCGGCCUCAGUUCUACGCCACCUUCUGGUCGCUCACCAUGUACGACCUGGCCGCGCCCCACACCGCCUACGAGCGGGAGGUCAACAAGCUGAAGGUCCAGAUCAAGGCCAUCGAGGACAACCCCGAGAUACCGGUGAACAAGAAGAAGAAGGAGAAGGAGCGCUGCACGGCCCUGCAGGACAAGCUGCUGGAGGAGGAGAGGAAGCAGCUGGAGCACGUCCAGAGGGUCCUGCACCGCCUCAAGCUGGAGAAGGACAACUGGUUACUGGCCAAAUCCACGAAGAACGAGACCAUCACCAAGUUCCUGCAGCUCUGUCUCUUCCCUCGCUGCAUCUUCUCGGCCAUCGACGCCGUCUACUGCGCCCGCUUCGUGGAGCUGGUGCACCAGCAGAAGACGCCCAACUUCUGCACCCUGCUGUGCUACGACCGGGUGUUCUCCGCCAUCAUCUACACGGUGGCCAGCUGCACGGAGAACGAGUCGCGGCGCUACGGACGCUUCCUCUGCUGCAUGCUGGAGACGGUGACGCGUUGGCAUAGCGACCGCUCCAUCUACGAGAAGGAGUGCGCCAACUACCCCGGCUUCCUGACCAUCUUCAGGGCCACGGGCUUCGACGGAGGGAACAAGGCGGACCAGCUGGACUACGAGAACUUCAGACACGUGGUCCACAAGUGGCACUACAUGCUCACCAAGGCCUCGGUGCACUGCCUGGAGACGGGGGAGUACACCCACAUCAGGAACGUCCUGAUCGUGCUCACCAAGAUCCUGCCGUGCUACCCCAAGGUGCUGAACCUGGGCCAGGCGCUGGAGUGCCGCGUCCACAAGAUCUGCCUGGAGGAGAAGGAGAAGAGGCCCGACCUCUACGCCCUGGCCAUGGGGUACUCGGGCCAGCUGAAGGGGCGUAAGGCCCACAUGGUCCCGGAGAACGAGUUCCACCACAAGGAGCAGCCGGCCAGCAGAACCGCUCUGGGCGGCCAGCAGAACGGCCCCCUGGCCAGCAAGGCCCCCGCCAGCAAGACAGAGGACCCAGGGGCCGAGGACGGAGAUCGCGGUAAAGAUAAGACUGCAGGAACAACCAAACCAGUGAACAAAGCCAACAGCACCACAGCCAAGGUCACCACCAGCAACGGGAACUCAGCUCCCAACAGCACCAAGGCGACCAAGGAGGACAAGGAGAAGAGCGGGAAGGAGAAGAAGAAGGAGAAGACGCCGGGCAGCACGCCGGAGACCAAGGGGGAGCGCCGCGACAAGAGGGAGGAGCGGGGCGCCGGCGGCAAGGAGGAGCGCACGGGAGGAGGAGGAGGGGGAGGGGGAGGGGGAGCGGCGGCCAAGGAGGAGCGGGCGGGCCGCGAGGGUAAGGAGCGGACCCCCAAGGCGGAGCGCGACAAGCUGAAGGAGGAGAAGAGCAGCGCCAAGGAGGAGGCCAAGGAGGCGUCCCGGGAGUCCAAGAGCAAGGAGAAGGAGCGCGGGGCCACCGGCGGAGCCAAGCUGCCCCCCCCCCGGCCCGAGUCUGAAACUGAGAGGGAAACAAAAAGGCGAAAGCUGGACAGCCAUUCGUCUCCAUCCCACUCGUCGUCUGUAAAGGACGCUAACACCGACCCUAAGGACUCAGCCAGCAAGCAACACCCCGGAUACAACUGUGUGUCGCGCUCCAAGAGCAGAGAGAGGGAGCAGGACAAGAACGACGGCUCCACGCCCCGCGGGAAGGACAAGAAGGAAGAGAAGGAGCGCAAGGAGAGGAAGAGGGACCACAUCAUCAGCGACCCGGAGGUCCCCCUGGAGACCAAGAGGAGGAAGGACGAGAACGGAACCAACUCCUGCAAGAACAGCAAGAGCACCAGCCCGUCCUCGGACGCCCCUCUGUCGGUGGAGAAGGAGAAGACCAAGCGCUCCAAGUCCUCCUCCAAGGAGAAGAGUGACUCUGUGAAGCCCGAGAGGACUUCCUCUGGAGGCAAGAAGGUCAGCCCCCCCCCGGAGUCCCGUCACGACAAGGAGAAGUCUGAGAAGAAGGAGAAGAGAGACAGCAGCAGUGGAAAAGAGGAGAAGAAGCAUCAUAAAUCGUCAGACAAGCACCGAUAGUGCGCUCCCCCAGGGUGCAGGUAAGACCCCUCCUGCUCUCCUACGGUCUCCAUGUCUCUCCUCACGGUCCUCACGGUGUCCUCCUCCUGCAGAACCCGGGACGCUUUUAUCAGCCUCCCUCCCCCCCCCCCCACCAACCCUCCAUGUCCCGGACCAGAUCUUCUUUUUGCUUUCCGUUGUCCUCCUGCCCGGGGAAGAGGUCCGCUGUAGUUUGUGAAUCUCGGCUCUCCAUGUUUUUAUGUUUCAUUUUAAAUGUAUUUCCUGUAGAUCACCUGAAAGUGUUAUCAUUUUUUACGCGAGAACCCUGCGUGUCUCGAGUCUCUGCGUGGCCUCCGCCGUUAGACCGCGCCCGGCACCCCCGCCAACCCUUUUAAUCCGAGUGCAACGGUGGAUACAUGAUACUAAGGACCAUCUUGUAUAUUAUGUGUACAAUAAUAAAGAGGGGGACAUGGAAUUGCAAAUCAUGUUUUUUUUUGUUUUUGAUUUAUGUCACAAUUUGUUCACUGUUUAUUUGUGUUUUCAGGUUUUUACAUAAUUUAUAAAAUGACAAAAAAAAUGCCAGUUUCAUUCUCCCUGAAAAUGCCGAAUUGUAAAAUAAAGAAUACAAAAACCCCACUUCUAAAGUUCUGUACUGGAUUGCAACUGUUUCAAGUAACUUUUUGGAGUUUUUAAUCUGCUGUACUCAACACGUGUACACUUUUUUAAAACCAAUAAAUAAUGAAUUUCUUAGUGUUACUUUGA
Messenger RNA from Gadus macrocephalus (Pacific cod), 5491 nucleotides. RefSeq names its product THO complex 2 (gene thoc2). NCBI's taxonomy places the organism in Eukaryota, Metazoa, Chordata, Actinopteri, Gadiformes, Gadidae. The record is from RefSeq and is a predicted model, not a curated record. Gene Ontology annotation, cellular component: THO complex part of transcription export complex. Bases 71 to 4750 code for a protein of 1559 amino acids. The transcript is spliced from 38 exons. Gene Ontology annotation, biological process: mRNA processing; mRNA export from nucleus. Gene Ontology annotation, molecular function: mRNA binding.